AUGAGGAUGGAGGGCGGGGAGGAGAUGCAGGGCGCCGUGGGGCUCCGCUGCACCUGGGACAUCUCACCACCCGCUGGCACCCAGGCCAAGUGGGUGAGGCUCAAUGUGGGGGGCACCGUCUUCCUCACCACCAGGCAGACCCUGUGUCGGGAGCAGAAAUCUUUCCUGUGUCGCUUGUGCCAGGGCGAGGAGCUGCAGUCGGACCGGGAUGAGACUGGUGCAUACCUAAUAGACCGGGACCCCACUUACUUUGGACCCAUCCUGAAUUUCCUUCGUCAUGGGAAGCUUGUCCUGGAUAAAGAUAUGGCUGAAGAGGGGGUCCUAGAAGAAGCCGAGUUCUAUAACAUUGGUCCUUUAAUCCGAAUAAUCAAGGAUCGACUGGAAGAGAAGGACUACACAGUAACUCAGGUGCCUCCUAAGCAUGUCUACCGUGUGCUACAGUGCCAGGAAGAGGAGCUCACUCAGAUGGUUUCCACUAUGUCAGAUGGAUGGCGCUUUGAUCAGCUUGUGAACAUUGGCUCAUCCUAUAGCUAUGGAAAUGAGGAUCAGACAGAGUUCCUGUGUGUGGUCUCCAAAGAGCUGUACAACUCCCCCAGUGGCCUGAGCUCUGAGCCCAGCCACAAAGCCAAGGGCUCAGAGUCGUCCCUGCCUGGGGGCCUGUCUGUCUCUGCUCCUCACUUUUCCUCCUCUGCAGCUGUUACAAGCCAGAGGUCUGAGGAUGUGAUCCCGACACUCCACCCCAGCCUUUUCAUUUCUUGCUUAUAUCUUUAUUUUUGUACUGCAGCGUAUGGCAGCCCUGUGUCCCACACUGACAUCCCCCGGCCCCUUUCACCCUUCACAUGCAGCCACUCUUUUUCACAAACUUCACCUCGGAGGCCUGAGCCUCCAGCCCUGGAGGAGAGCAGAUGCUCCACAGAGCCCCUGGGCUGCUGUAGGGGCUGGAGCCCACGGUCCCCUCUCAUGCCUCGCAGGCUGGCUUUCCUUAAUGUCACAGUGGCCCCUGCUGGGGACAUCUGUGAUCAGCCACUGCAGCCUGCGAUCUCUGCCUGAGCACCCUGGGUGCGAGUGGGGCCCUGAGGUGGUGGCAGCUGUGGAGGGACCAGCCCUCACCCUUUCGCUGUUCCAGGCAGCUGGUCUGGGCUUGUGGCCAGAGGGCAAAUGCAGAGUCACUGCCCUUUUCUGGGCCACCUGCACUGCUCGUGGGGUGCCCCUGUGCUGGGUAUCACGCUCCUUAGUGCCUCCCUCCCUGUCCCCCCCAAAAUCAGCCCUGUGUCGGCAGGGUGAGAAGGAGACAGGCGUGCUGCCUGGGUCCUGGGAACACGCUGGCACCUGAGGUCGUGUCAGCUAGCACCAGGAGAUCACUGUUUUUGGAGAGCAGUGCGACUGGCUUCGCUGCUGUGUCUGAGGACAUAAGGUUGUAACUCCUGAAUAAAAUUCACAGUCCAUUCCCC
Tyto alba (common barn owl) is the source of this 1451-nucleotide messenger RNA. RefSeq names its product potassium channel tetramerization domain containing 17 (gene KCTD17). The record is from RefSeq and is a predicted model, not a curated record. The transcript is spliced from 7 exons. Lineage: Eukaryota; Metazoa; Chordata; Aves; Strigiformes; Tytonidae. Gene Ontology annotation, biological process: proteasome-mediated ubiquitin-dependent protein catabolic process; protein homooligomerization. Bases 1 to 1050 code for a protein of 349 amino acids. Gene Ontology annotation, molecular function: cullin family protein binding. Gene Ontology annotation, cellular component: Cul3-RING ubiquitin ligase complex; cytoplasm.